Molecule: messenger RNA, 1025 nt
Organism: Cuscuta campestris
Lineage: Eukaryota; Viridiplantae; Streptophyta; Magnoliopsida; Solanales; Convolvulaceae
Source: the annotation of a GenBank genome assembly
ACGAGAUUGAUGUUUAAUGAUGCAAUGAAAUCUGCUUGGGAUGAUGCAGAGGAUAGCUUUAAUUGGGGGAAACCAGAAUUGGUAGGAGACAUUGAUGCAAUUUGAAAAACUAGUAACAACUAACUAUAAUUAAGCAUGGUUAAAAAAAAUGUUUUUUGGAUCUGUGGCCUCGUUUUAGGAUGGCUAUAUUGUUUAGGACACUGAUAAUAAUUGGUUUCAAUGAAAUGCAGUUCUUUUUUCCCAUAAUGCAAACAAACUGGUGUUAUGUGUUGUGUGUGGAUCUGAAAGGCAGAAGGUGUGACAUUCUGGACAGUUCAUCUGCGAAAGCCAAGAAUGAAGAGCGAUAUGGAGAAAUGCCAUCACUAGUGCUGAAUAUGUUGGCCGAUUUCUUGGAGCACCAUGGAUUUAGAAGCAAGGCAGCCUGUAUACGUGAACUUCAACCUAAAAGAAUUGGGCUACUUUGGAGGGAUGCAAAGCAAGUGUAUGACUACGGGGUGGCAACAAUGCGUCACAUGGAGACAUACAUGGGAGAGGGAGCGAAGGGAUGGGAUUGUGGUCUGUCGAAGCUAAAUCACAAGCCACUUUUGGUCCUACGUAUGAAGUACUGUACAGCAAUUUUACUCCACGAGGUGAACGAGUUGAUGGAGAUGGUAGAAAACGAGUCUUUGAAAAACGAUAAGAUGCUUAAGGGGAAGAAUGUUGAGUGAAAAGCAAUUUUGAUCCUCUGACUUUGUGUUGUUGACGGGAUGUUUUUUUUGUUGUUUUGAGAACUAAGGGUUUUUGUGUUUUUUGGUUGAUUUGUUUUUUGGGGGAGGAGCCAUUCCUUCACAUGACAUGGGUAUGAUGUUUUGGACGUAUGCAUGCGUUAGUAGUGGUAGGAUGAUCUUGUUUACGUGACAGAUGUGUUUAAUGCUCUGAAUUAUGCACUACCCUUGGUAAUUCUUUAAUUGCCAUGCAUUUUAUUUAGAACUCAACAGUGGAGUUCAUCCUAGUAGGAAUUGAUGAUAUGUUUACUGGGGUAUUCU